ACUUAAGAUGUGUGAUGGGUAAAGCGAUAAGGAGAGGAAGAACAGGUGAGGAAUUCUAAUGGCAGCAAGAGUGAGCAUCUCUGCUUCUCAAGCCCCGAUUCCUUCGUUCCAGCGUCCAACCAACCCAUCUUCAUCCUCAUCUGCAUCUCUUCGUCCUCUCUCUGCCACUCCUCUUCACUCUCCAGAGCCAAUUCCAAAUAGGAGGAAGCUGGUUCUCCAGCGUUUCAAGAUUCAUGCCAAUAUAGGUGGUAAGAAAAAAAAAAAAAGUUUGCCCCUAAACAAACGAAGGGUAGCUUACGACUGAUUACUGAAUUUCUUUAAUGGAUUUGGGUGGAGGAGAAGGAGAUGUAAAGCAAGUUGGAGGGAGGAAGAAGAAGAAGUUCAUCACCAGAGAAGAAGAACCAGAACAGUAUUGGCAGACAGCAGGAGAAAGGGAAGGAGAGAACCCAAUGAAGACCCCUCUUCCUUAUAUCAUCAUCUUUGGCAUGUCUACCCCUUUUGUCAUCUUAGCCAUUGCCUUUGCUAAUGGUUGGAUCAAAGUCCCUGUCCGCUAAUUCACCAUCGUUACUACUUACUCUACCCACAUCCCACAUAGACAAAGCCCACAAAAACCUUCUCUACAUUCACCACCCUUUCCUCUGCUAUUUCAAAUCUCUAAGAAUACCAACCCAGAAAAAAGAAAAAAGAAAGGCUCUUCUCCUUUACCAUUCCAAGUUGGCCAGUUAUUUAUGGGGAUGCUAUCUUCCUUUAGAAAUCCUUUUUGUUGAGUUAUUAAAAGGACUACAUCAUCUUACAUAUGUAGAUUUUUCUUCGUAUCAGUACCCUUUAUAAUCAACAUUUUGGAUAGAUGAUUAUUAUCAAGUUCACUCCUCUAUCUUAGACUCUGCAUGUUUUUGUUGAGUUCAAAAUGUAGGAUCAAGAACAAAGGAAACACCUUUAUUGCCUUCAAA
Macadamia integrifolia is the source of this 950-nucleotide messenger RNA. RefSeq lists its product as uncharacterized. Lineage: Eukaryota; Viridiplantae; Streptophyta; Magnoliopsida; Proteales; Proteaceae. The transcript is spliced from 3 exons. The record is from RefSeq and is a predicted model, not a curated record. Gene Ontology annotation, cellular component: chloroplast. The coding region runs from base 321 to 554 and encodes 77 amino acids.